This is a messenger RNA of Aspergillus costaricaensis CBS 115574, 330 nucleotides long. RefSeq lists its product as uncharacterized. The annotation marks the transcript as partial. NCBI's taxonomy places the organism in Eukaryota, Fungi, Ascomycota, Eurotiomycetes, Eurotiales, Aspergillaceae. The record is from RefSeq and is a predicted model, not a curated record. The transcript has 3 exons.
AUGUCUCAAGUCCAACAAUACUGGCUCCCAGGAUACGGACUGUCCCGUCAUAUAGUCUUAGGCCACAUACAAUACUUUCUAGGGCCAUCAGCCAGCGUCAGGCCAUAUUCAUACCAGGGACGCGACGGCUACCUAAUAGUCGGUGUACCACUUACAAGAGAACAAAUCGACGACCUAGCAACCAUGUCCCGAGAAUACGAACGUCAAGAAUCCCUCCGAAUGGCAGGUGACUCAGCCAGCCCCGCCGCCGCCGCCGCCGCCACUUUCGGCAGACACGAACCCUAUAUCAAUGAGAUUGUGCCUGUCAGGAGUUCGGGGAGGAGAAGCAGG